AUAUAUAUAAUCAUGACGGUGCAUAAAAAAAUAUAUAUUUUUUCUAUAUUGUAUGCAGAAAUUGUUAAUACAUCCGGCCAUGUGAGUACAAUAUAACAAAUAUAUAUAUAUAUAUAUAUAUAAUUUGUCCCCAUGCAACAUGGAGCAUAAAUUGAAAUUCUAUAUAAAUCUGCUAUUGAACAUCUUACAGCUCAUCAUCAAUAGCAUACUAAGAAAAUUAUCUGCUUAAUUCAGCCCCUAACUGCCUGCCAAAGAAAGAAAAAACAAUGGACUCAGAAGCUCUUCUUCCUGUCAUCGAUUUCUCAGAGCUAAAUCCGGGCACUCCUGAGUGGGACUCCGUGAGAGCCCAGGUUCAGGAAGCACUCCAAAAAUAUGGUUGCUUCGAGGCUUUGUUCAACAAAGUCCCUUCCGAGCUUCGAAAAUCCAUGUUUGGUGCAACUGAAGAAAUGUUUGAACUUCCUUUGCAAACUAAAUCAGGAAUAGUCGUUACUAAGAAUAAGCCCUUCCGUUGCUACACCGGGCAGUCAGAGAAAACACCAUGGGAGAGCAUGACUAUCGAAGAUGUACUCAGCCCCGAAAAUCUCAAAAGUUUCAUUAAUCUCUUGUGGCCAGAAGGAAACCCUAGCUUUGGCAUAGCAGUAGGGUCCUUCUCAGAGCAACUAUCUGAAUUAGAUCAUAUGAUUAGAAGGAUGGUUUUGGAGAGCAUUGGUGUUGAGAAAUACUACGAUGAACACAUGGAUUCGUCCCAACACCAUCUUCGGGUCAUGAAGUAUGUAGGUCCCGAAAAUAUGGAGAACAAGAUUAUGCUGAUACCCCACACUGAUUCGAACCUUUUGACCAUAUUGUAUCAGAUUAAUCAGGUAUGUGGGUUAGAGGUACAAAGCAAAGACGGGAAAUGGAUCAAUGUGAAAACCUCGCCGGACUCUUUCAUCGUCACGCCCGGAGAUUCUUUUCACGUGACAUGGACGAAUGGGCGUGUGCAUGCUCCAGUUCAUCGGGUUGUAAUGACUGGAAAUAAAACGAGGUACUCGAUGGGGCUGUUUUCGAUUCCAAGAGAAGGCCACAUUGUAAAAGCCCCAAACGAGCUAGUGGAUGAAGAACACCCAUUACUCUUCAAACCUUAUGAAUUUUUAGAAUAUCUCAAAUUCUUCAAAACAGAGAAAGGACAAAAGGCUUAUAAAUCUGGCAUAAAGAUUUUCUGUGGUAAUUGAGAUGGCCUGAUCGAAUCCUCUCCAUGCCAGUAAUGAUUUCUUAAUGUUCCUUACUGUUGAUGAAUUUCACCACUAUUAAUAGUGAAUUCAACUAUAAUUUUGGUGAAAUUUCACAAAUAAAGAAAUACAAACAAAUGAAAUUUCAUCAUUUUAGUAGUGAAAUUCACAAUUAAUAUUAAUGAUGAAAUUCACAUAAACAUUUAGCAGUCCGAGAGGUUUUUGAUUCAUUUGGAUUGGCAUAUGGAUGAGGAACAAAUAUAGUUUAUUUUUCUUGUACUUUAUAAAUAUGAAUAAGGUGUUUUUGUUUCUUUUA
Molecule: messenger RNA, 1524 nt
Organism: Cornus florida
Lineage: Eukaryota; Viridiplantae; Streptophyta; Magnoliopsida; Cornales; Cornaceae
Product: probable 2-oxoglutarate-dependent dioxygenase AOP1
Exons: 3
Coding region: 267-1211 (314 amino acids)
Molecular function (GO): dioxygenase activity
Source: RefSeq, a predicted model, not a curated record